Messenger RNA from Bombus pascuorum, 6883 nucleotides. It is a transcript of the gene sv, whose product is annotated as paired box protein Pax-8-like. Gene Ontology annotation, molecular function: RNA polymerase II cis-regulatory region sequence-specific DNA binding; DNA-binding transcription factor activity, RNA polymerase II-specific. Gene Ontology annotation, biological process: regulation of transcription by RNA polymerase II; anatomical structure development. The record is from RefSeq and is a predicted model, not a curated record. NCBI's taxonomy places the organism in Eukaryota, Metazoa, Arthropoda, Insecta, Hymenoptera, Apidae. The transcript is spliced from 12 exons. The coding region runs from base 1431 to 3341 and encodes 636 amino acids.
CACGCCUCCUGCUGCACGCUCCACGAGGUAGAACGGCGAACGUAGACACGAACACGUAGGACGUAAGCGCGGGACCAGGCGACCCGAUCCUGUGCUACCACGCUGGCUGGUCUCCCUUCGCCAGGAUAACCACGAACAGACAUCCUCUGGGAUCAUUUGUCAACUGGGUCCUUCUUCAUCGAUCGUCGUCACUCAUUCGAUCCUUGGUGUCGUCGACUCUUAUUAAGUCUCGACAAAUCAUUGAAUAAAUCUAGAUAAGGGAAGUCUGGAUAAAGAAGCAGGAUCUCUCUGGUCCACGUCGAUUAUCACCUCGUGCAGUUGAUUAUUUCUUCGUGGCUCAACAUGCUUCGUGAACUUGGUUCGGGUGUCGCGGGAUUAUUCCGAGUAUGUUGAUCUGUGGACUGUUCUUGUGAAUUCCAGUUUCGAGUUUUGGCGUUGAUAUCGAGUUGUAAAGGGGUUCGUUCGAGUUCGUCGAAUCAGUUUGGAGAACAAUACGGUUUAAUUUUGGCGAUACAAUUCUCACACUUGUCAGCUGUUCGCGCGUUUCUUAGCCGAAGAACCGUGAUCGAUCCUGUCAGUGGAUUUUAUCGCCAUCCCCGACGGCGAUCAUCGCUGAACGCUUCCUCUUUCUAACCACCACCGCCCCCACCCCUGACAUCACACGCGUCCAGCCACGCGAUCACCGGGACCAGCGAUCCGGAAGGUUUCGCGCAACGGUGACCAACGAGCCGGUCACUCUUAAUGAACAUCUGAUCCACGGUGAUUGAACAUCUCUCUCGUUUGGAUGUGUCUACGAAGCGUCACCGGUGUCGUCCUUCAUCGACGUUCACCGACGGAUGCGAUGUAUGGAAUUUGUCCAAUUUUUCCCGAGGAAAUCCACUAAGCCGUGGUUCAUCGGUUAAAAUAAUUGGUGAACCAAAGAAGACUCCAGGAUCUGCAUAAUUAACAGGGCAGUUGUACAAAUUUGGAUAAGAUCGUAUCUUGCAUUGUGGAUAAGGUAGAAAGAGAUCGAGUUGAGUUUGUUAGAUUUGUUUAAUUGCGAAGAACGGUGCUUUUGUUGGUUAGAAACUUGAAUGCGAAUGAUCAACCAAGAACUUGCUAGAUAAAAAUAGGUAAAAUAAAAAGGCGAGAUUUUGUUCUUGUGACCAGGAGAAUCUGUGCGGGUAUGACAGACGACUGUGAACGGUGCGACGGGCCGCGCGAACGGUGAAGUGUUGCCGCGGUGUUCAGUGAAUAUUCAGAGACUUCGACGCGCGGUCAGAAGGUAACCGAGGGAUACAGGCAGACGGCGAACACGACCACGACGACGAAGCGGUUCGAAUUCGGAAGGAGACGAGGGGUUGAACAGACGCCUCGUCCAAAUCGACGGGGUGUUGUCCGAGGCGGAGGAGGGUGGCGGAAGACGAGGGUCGGAAGGAGGGUGGCGUGCUAUGAUCAGCAUGGAGCUUCCGGCACAUACGACGCAGCAUGGUGCUCUUCACCUGGGGGUCGGGGUCGGGGUCAACCCAGGUGACCCAGCCGGAAGUGCUCUGACCGCCAUUCAUCCGCAUCCUCAGGAUCCCCUGGCCCUCCACCACCAUAAUCACGGAGCUGCAACACCCGGAGGUAUGCACGAGGACUCCAAGAAAAAACAUGACGGCGGUCACGGGAUGAACCAGGACGGCCACGGCGGAGUUAACCAGCUCGGCGGCGUCUUCGUGAACGGAAGGCCCCUACCGGAUGUAGUCAGGCAGAGGAUCGUCGAGCUAGCGCACAGCGGCGUCCGACCGUGCGACAUUUCCAGACAACUCAGGGUAUCUCACGGCUGUGUAUCCAAGAUACUGUCGAGGUAUUAUGAAACCGGCAGCUUCAAGGCUGGUGUAAUAGGCGGCUCGAAACCGAAGGUUGCAACUCCACCGGUGGUCGAAGCGAUCGCCAACUACAAGAGGGACAAUCCGACGAUGUUCGCGUGGGAGAUCAGGGAUCGAUUGCUUGCUGAAGGCAUUUGCUCGCAAGACAACGUGCCAUCCGUCUCCUCGAUCAAUCGAAUCGUGAGGAACAAAGCGGCGGAGAAGGCGAAGCACGCGCAUCAACAACAGCAGGCGCAGCAGCAGCAAGGUCAGCAGCAAGGUCAGCCAGGAUCAGGUGGUUCCGUGUCGGUGAUAGCCCAUGCACCUGCCACUGCAGCAGGUCAUCCAGCGGCAACCGCUCCCAACGCUUACAGCAUCAGUGGCAUCCUGGGAAUCCCGACGCACCAUCAGGACCCCAAUGGCAACAGCAUCAAGAGAAAACGUACCGACGACGACGACAACCGAGACCUGAGUGAUCAUCCCGAAGAUGACCUGAAGAGACAGAGAACCAAUUAUAACGGCGACCAACUAUACUCGAACCUAUGGUCGAGUAAAUGGAGCAUCAAGGACGAACACAAGCUCUUGAGUGAGCUCGGAGGCGGCGGAGGCGGCGGUGCGAGCGGCGGCGGUACGAACGGCACUGGAACCGGCGGAGGUGGCGGCGGCGGAGGUGGUAGCGGAGGUAGUAGCGGUGGAGGCGGAGGUGGCGGUGGUGGAGGUUACUACGAACACGGAGGAUUCCCCGGGAACGCGAUUGCCACCUCCGCCGAGCUGUACGACUCCCUGGGCACGAUCAGCACGAUGACGCAAGCGCAAACGCCCCAUCUCUACACCCCGCCCAUAGGGGGCACCAUAGCAGGUGGUACUUUGACGCCGCUCGCGCCACUGACGAUGCAAGAACUAAAAUUGAGCCAAACAUUGGACGGGGCUAACAUGUCUCCUUACCACACUACCGCAGAGAGCAGUACCGUCGCAGUGUCGUAUGUAGGGGUGGGGGCCGGCGGGGGCGAGCAGAGUCCUCCGAUUUCGUUGCAGAACGAGACAAACGCCACCCCCGCGGCCCCCAACACCCCUGGAGGGGAUCCCGGACUGACGGUCUUGCAGCCGCCAGUUUCUCAACCCCAGGUAGCAUCUGCGAUACCGCCCUACUCAACGAUGCUUCCCAGUUUCGGACACUACGCCACCGGUGGUGGUGACUAUGCAUACAGCGCAGCAUACUCCCAAUACUCGAGCGCACCAUAUAGCGGCUACGGUUAUGGAGCAGCGACAAGCGGGUUGCUCAACUCGACGUAUUACUACUGUAACGGGGAUACGCUGGCGUCUUCCCACACCAAUUCGCAGCAGGGCGGCGGAUGUAACAACACAGGGCCAGAGAACAGCACGGACGUGGCUAGUCGCUCGCCUUUGGCGGCUACCAGAGCAAGCAGCGGUGCGAGUGCCGCUUCACCGACCGGAAGUGCAUGCACCAAGCCGGAUCACAAUUCCACACCGACGGAUCUUUAUUUGGCCUGAUUAAACGAUGGUACAGGAGAUCGACUCCGGGCAGAAUGUUUUCCUGGGGUGGGAGGAGCGACCAACGAGUCCAGACGCCAUAUCACGAGAAACCACGCUGAAAUUAAGCAAUGAUCUCUUUAACUAACUGGUUCAAGAAUGAACAACUAGGAACCAUUAUUGUCGAAUAAAAUCGUUAACACCCGAUAACCAUGGCGAAUUCUCGUUAAGAACAGGAGGAAGUAUGGAAAGAUGGGCAAACUGUGACCAGAUACGCGUUCACGUCAAUGCACUAUGACAUUAUUCACGAUCGAGUCGCGUGUCACGCUUGAGGAUCUCGUAUCGAUCGAUACGAGCGUCGCGAGAGAGAUAGAGACUUUUUAAAAUUCGCUACGAACACAAUAGACGAUAAUCGAUAAAACAUCAGAAACCAUCUUGCGUGUACAAUAAGCUUACAAUGUAUGACAGCGCUCAAUAGAACAAAACGAUCAAACAUCGAACGCUGUUACGAUUCAUCGAUCGAUGAUAAUAAUUGUGGCUAGAAAUCAUUGUUAGCAAAACCUUCAUCACGGAGUUAAAAACUGUAGCUUCGAUGCCGAUAUCACUGAUAUUAUUUACGAUUCCCAACGGACAGCAACGACUCAACGAGUGUCUGGUCCAGCGACACUAAAAGACGAUGCUGUCUAGUUACGCGGUCGGGAUUACAGAUUCGCCCGCAUGCGUUACCGACAGUAUCGGUACUCAUGUAGAGUGCGCAUAAUCGUAGGUAGUUUAAUUUAACGAUCCUCAGUUAGUAUAAUUUCUACACAAUGCCCGCGAUCGGUCGUCCCUCCAAAUGUGCCCGUGCAUUGCCGACAAGGAUAUCGUACGCGUUGUUAACGAUCAUCGCGUCACACGAAUGUAGUUGGGCACAUUUGUUACCGACGGCAUUAGAACGUGUACAUAUAUAUAAAGUGAAGGAAAAAAUUUAUAUAUAUAUAUAUUAACCGUGUAAGACAGACAAAGUCAACUGACUAACACGGCACGUUCUUUCUUCUAAUAAGCACGACGACCUUCCCCCACCCCCUAUCAACAAACGAUAUAAGUAAUAUAGUAGAUAUAACGGAUAAGUUUAUUGAGAUUUUUAAAUCAGGAAUCGACGUAACGAUCAUUACUGUUAAGGAUAUUAUAUAUAUUUUUUGUAGAAACCAAAGACCACAGACGGAUUGCCGAAAAACAAGAAAUGCGUGCGAAUCGCGUAGUUAGUGGCUGAGGCAGAGUUUUAUGGCGGUUCGAAAGCGACUUGUAAAUUGUAAACGAAUACGCGAGUUUGCGAGCGACGUACAGGGUCGACGUAAAUGUACAAAACAAUGAGGGGAAUGCAAAUCGUGAAAUCGGGAAAGCGUGAAAGGCGAAACGAAGUCGUGCAACGUUCCUCGUCAUCGCGGUUGAUUUUCUCGCCACCACGAGAGUAACGCUUAAUAAGAAUAGGAUGCAAAAGAAAAGGUUACCUCUUGAUUGAAACUGCCAUCCUACGUCGAUUAUAAAUCGUCCAUAAGCUUUCACGUGCGUGUAACGAAUUUCUUUUCGCGGCACGAAUCUUUUUCUUUCUAAACGAAACGACGGACACUUCCGUGACGGCCGGUUGAUCACAAUUAUUCCCGCGUUCCGUCCAACGGCUUCACCAUUCUCGCGCACCACUACGGAAAUCAAGUUGCUUCCGGCAUCGCUUCGAGCGGAACGUUUCGAAAAGAGAAGAAAAAACACAAUCACGGAACCGUAAUUAACGUCUGGCCAUCGGACUUUAAUGAGAAGUUACGUGCAUUGCAAUUUCAUUAUGAUUAACGGGCAAAAAUGUUAAUUCGCAACCUUAAUAAGAAAAUUUACGCGCGCAUUUCCAGCGCAUUUCGAUCCACGCAUACGAUAUGGCCCGAGCCUGCGCAAUAAGCUUAGAAGCGCACACGUGAUGCGCGCUAUAAUUCGAACGUUACUUAUUUAAUACUCUACAUUCUCUUCGUUUUAAUUCCGGGAUUAUACAAACAAUUUUUAUCCGUCUACGAAGAUAAUUAUACGUUGUCCCUUCCAUUUCAUGGAAAUUGGAAGUAGUGCAAUCAACAUGACAAAAUAUUUUAAUUAUUCGCAUAAAAUGUUAUCCGAAUAUAUAGAGGCGAUUGUUAAUUAAAAUGUAGCGUCUCGCUUGAGAAAUCCACCAUGAAAUUGGUUUCAUAGCACAAUUCAGUUCGCCUCACAGUUAUCUCAUAAUUGACGAAUUAGAAUUUCUCGAGUGUAUUUCGCACGAACGAUACGAAUUCGAUAACUUCGGAAUUUCUUGUUAUAUUUAUUAUUUUUUAUCAACAUUUUUUAAAUUCCAUUUUAUUACGAUAUAUUUAUUAACGUUUAAAAACGAUUCGUACGGUCUUUCACCUUUUCCAUCGUUACUUUUAUGUUCGCGUGGUGUCGUUAUACGUAUACAGUUUAUAAAAUCGUAACGAAAUGAUCGAAAUGGCAAUGUCGAUCCCAAGCGUGCUCGCAACCAAUUGUCAGAUCGUUCAUCGAUCCGAGCGUCGGACGAACAACUUAUUCGAUUUAUCUCGUUCGACUUGGUCACUUUAUUCUGUCGAUCAUUCAAACUAAAGGUAAAAAAUGACAAAUCCACCGUGAUUUCAAAAAUCGAUAUUUCUUCUUUUCUUGCUAUUUGCGUUUUUUAGGUGCACAACACGCCUGUGAGUUUAUGUUCCGCCGCGUUUGUCAUAAGGACGAAGGAUUUGUAAAUACGAUCUCUGAUUGCUGAAUAAUUGCUAUUUAUAAAUUGUCGUAUCGUAGCAUUGCGUGUCCUAAAAUUGUGUACAGGAAGAACCAUGGGUAUAUCGAAAUCGGCAAGUCGAGGUGAAGGUGAAAGAGAAAUAGAACGAGAUGGAAAGAGAGAAGGAGAAAGAAAUUGCGAUACCGUUAGUGUUUCGAAGCUGCAACAAAUUCGAGUAUUACAUUGUUUCAUAAAUCGCGAUAUGCCUGCCAACAGAGGGAAACAAACUUUCUUUCGUUUAUCCGAAGUGUCGUUUCACGUUUAGCGUUUUAAAGAUACUUCCUGUACACAGCACACAAUCGCAGGGUCGAAGAUCGGCCAGGUGAAUUUGAUCUGACAUUUAUUGCGAUUUUUAUAAUUUGUCGGGAUUAUAAUUGAUUAAUGCGGACUUGACAUUGUUAAUCUAUUAUUAUUAUUAUAACGAUGAGAUGAUUAUGAAUUUUCUUUUUUAUUAUUAUUAUUUUUUAUUCUAUCUGCUAUUAUCGCUACUUUUUCCCCCCAUUAUUCUCAUGAUUUAUUAUUAUUAUUAUUAUUAUUAUUAUUAUUAUUAUUAUUCUAAUUAUUAUUAUUAUACUAUUAUCAUCACUAUUAUUAUACGAUUAUUUAAUGCCUUUUACUAUUUAUUAAUUAGUAUCGACGACCUAUGUGUAAUAAGUUUUGCCAAAGAAAUCCGUCGAAUGAGAGAGAGAAAGAGGGAUAGAGCAAUAUCGCGGUAACGUUUCAAAAGAGUAGCUUCCAUCGAAUGGAAGCGUUUUAGAAAACAAAAAAAAAAAAAAGAAAA